Seminavis robusta is the source of this 1749-nucleotide messenger RNA. Lineage: Eukaryota; Bacillariophyta; Bacillariophyceae; Naviculales; Naviculaceae. The record is from the annotation of a GenBank genome assembly.
GAUGGAGGUGUCACAGGUUCUGACAGAGGUUGGAGCACCUGGGAGACUUCUUUGACUCUGAUGCUUCUUGCGAUAACUUGAACGAUAAUGCUCUCUGCCACUCGAUGCUCGGCUGUGCUUAUACCUUCAGUGGGUCGCCACCAUUGCCUCCGACAAAUCAGAUACCCCUUGUCCACUUCUUCUGCCACGGCUUCUACCUCCAAUAUCCCUGAUGGAAUUGCUACCCUCGCUCUCAACAAUCCAAAGCGGCGUAAUGCAUUAUCUUCCUCCGUACUGUCGACAAUGCUGGAAAAACUCCUGAAAAUUAAAUCUGAUCCUGCUACCAAGGUCCUCAUUAUCAAAUCACUGGAUGACGAAUCCCAGUACAACGGCGUAUUUUGUUCAGGACAUGAUCUCCAGGAAUUAUCAUUCCAACCCGACAACGAAUCCAAAGAGGCCUAUCAGCACCGCCUACAAGAUUUGUUCCAAUUGUGCAGUCGCGUCAUGACAGAAAUCAAUACCUUUCCGGUUCCCACCAUUGCCCAAGUCGAUGGAAUUGCCACCGCCGCGGGAUGUCAAUUGGUGGCCAGCUGUGAUUUGGCCGUGGCCACGGUGUCGUCCCAAUUUGCCACACCCGGUGUCCGCAUUGGACUCUUUUGUUCCACUCCCGCCGUUCCAUUGGUACGGGCUGUGGCGAGUAGAAAACACGUCAUGGAAAUGCUGCUCACGGGAGACUUGAUAUCGGCCCAACGAGCCUACGAAAUUGGAUUGAUCAAUCGGAUUAUUAUUGUCGCAGACGAUGAUGACAGCCAUCAUCAUGUUGAGGACGACGAUAACGACAAAUUGCAACGACAGCAACAAGUAUCCAGGAUGUUGCAUCAAGAGGUACAGAGUCUCGCAUCCACAAUUGCAGAAAAGUCUUCUCCGUGCAUUCGGUCCGGUCUGCAAACUCUUCGUGAGCAACAGGGGAUGCUUCUGACAGAUGCGUAUCCUGUGGCGGAACGAACCAUGGUGGAAAAUCUCUUGAAUCCAGAUGCUAAGGAAGGCAUUGACGCCUUUUUGAACAAACGCAAGCCCAAAUGGACGGGUCGGAAAGACAGAUAGCCAUUGUUCUGCUCAAUGCACCACACAAACAAUUCACGAUCCCGCGUUUUUAGCGGAGCUACAAUCUUCAGUGUUCAGAGCUGUCAACUCAACAACAUACUAUGCCGCUGACGGGGUGAAUUCCUUGGUGGGGAUGUUGGGGGAACUCUAGAACCCUUUGGGUCAGUUUGUUUAGCUGCAUUGCUGCUCCAGUUCCAGAUGCAUAGACUUUAGACUACUGGAUUGUGUCCGACAAAAAGGAGAAAAGGAGAGCAUCAUCUCUGCACAAGAUUUGUGUGUCUGCAGCUUGACAGUUCGGGGCCUGAAGUUAGAUGACUUCACAUUCGUACAAUGCUUGACAGUUCGGGGCCUGGAAAUAUUACAUGACUUCACAUUCGAAGAGCGGUAAAGAAUGAGCGGAUGGUGGUUGAUCAAUCCAGUCCCAGGGCUACCAAUGUUGUUUUCAGCGUAGGAUUGAACAGUCAAUCUAAGACAAACUUUCAUGAUUAGUUUAACAGCUACAAGGAAUACGCGUUGGCCCAGCUGGCCAUUGUCUGAAUGUUUCUUGGCUUCGGAUGCAACUUAUAGCUAUUGGUCAGCCCCAAGCAAUGGUUUGAUUACAAAGUACCCUCUUCGUCCGAGUUUGUUCCUGGAUCGGAAGCAUCCUCCGUAGAAUCUGCUGUAUCA